This is a messenger RNA of Tauraco erythrolophus (red-crested turaco), 2130 nucleotides long. The record is from RefSeq and is a predicted model, not a curated record. NCBI's taxonomy places the organism in Eukaryota, Metazoa, Chordata, Aves, Musophagiformes, Musophagidae.
AUGAACUGGGUCGGUGGCAGCCGGAGCAGAAUCAUAUUAAAGCAGGAAAGGAGAAAGCAAAAGGAGUUCUUUGAAAAGAAGAAACUUAAAUCAAAGAUGAAGCUUUUGGGAGUAUCAUCUCCUAGAAGUUCAGCGGUCAGUUUAGAUCUCCUCAAUCUAUAUGUUGUUAACCAGAUAUCAACCAAAAAAGACAACACAGAGAACGUGAGGAAGCCAGUCCACGUUGAUAUCAGUGAAGAUGUAAAAAUCCCUGUUAGGAGGCACAACAUAGAGCUUCCCAUGUCACCACUACGUACACAACAUAUGUCAAACUUAGAUGACACCCAGGACAGGUUACAAAAGCAAGUAUUGGACAGCAGAAGGCAGCAUCUCUCAGAGAAACUAAAAUACCAGUGUAAUUUAUCACAGGUAACAGAAUUAACGCAUACUGACUUUAGUAUGGAAUAUGAAGACAACACAGCAAGAGCUUUUAGUGCCUAUCCAUUGUCCCCUUCUGGUUUUUGGUCCUCUAACUGUACACAAUUUUCAGAAGAAAAUUUAGACACAAACCUCAUGGGCAGCUCUUGGGAAGAGAGCUAUGAAGAGAAGCUGCAAAACCAGCCAGGAAAUAGCUCUGAUCAGGACCCUUGGAUUACAAAACCUCCAAACCAGUAUAUUUUCAGGAAGUCUGACACAGUGCCUCAGGAGCUAUUUAAGCCAUUGCAUAGGAUAGACUAUAUUAAUUCUGCCAGGAAAAAUCCAGUGAUAAUUACAAGUAACAAAUCAGAAAACAGUGAAGGAAUAGGAGAACCAUUGUUUGAUGUAGUGAAAGAAACUGCAGAACUGAAAGCUCCCCAAGAUGGAAGUGAUUGUUCUUUUCUGGCACUGUUUGAAGAUGAGGGACAACCAAUCCACAAUAAUCCUUCCACAAAACAUUUUAAUCCUUUUGUUAGCCAAAGCAGUACUGACGUUUUUUUCAUUGAGCCUGAUGAUAGAAAUCAAAUGAUCAACAGAAAUUAUCCUUAUGAUACUGGAGAGGCUUAUCCUGCAAUCAAUGCAAAAGAAAGUUCUAUGGACAGACACCUUGAAGGCAUUUUCACAACUCCAGAGCAGGUUUUACUUAAAAGCAACUAUGCCUCAAGCGCAAGCUACAAGAAAACCAGUGGACCUCAUAAAACCCACCUGCAGGACUGUCAUGAGGGACAGCACUACUUCAUCCCCUCUGAAAACAAAGAAAAACCUGCAAACCUUGAAAAAACAGAGGCAUUUGCUUAUCACCAUGAUCAGCAGAUUAACUUAAAGGAGAAUGUGCAGAACUAUUCAGGAAAAAAAAGUGAUGAUGAGUCUGUGAAAGAAGCUGCCUGGAGACAGAACCAGCUCUUUGGAUUUGAAGAGCUCACAACAGCACAAAAGAAAGAGUAUAAGUUUGGCGUGAGUUCAAAUCUUCACGAGAUGGAGAAGGAUGUAGAGUCCUCAAUCAGUAGCCAGUCUCCCAAUUACUCUCCAAGGCAGACAGAGAGCUGUUUCAGCUCCAGUCCUGACGUGUCUGAAGAGGAAGACACAGCCCAAAAGAAAGAAUAUCUGAAAGAACGGUCCUUGAAGACAGCUGAUGCCAACAUAAUCUCAGCCUCAGCAAGCACAGAGCCCCCCGAGACCUCUCACACCAGAACCAUGCCUCUCCAGCCCAGCAGUAUUUUGACUAGAGGAGAAGCAAACCAUCUCCAGGAGAAAGGCUCUAUUUUGUAUGAAGAUAACAAGAACCACACUGCCCCGUCUGAGGGCAGCUCAUUACACCAAGCCCUUAAUAGAGAGCACGUCACUGGCAGUGCCAGGCGUGACAGCUGGUCGCAGACGGAGAGCUCUGUUACAGAAGCAAGGAAAGUGGAUGCUGCCACCCAGUGUGACACCAUGCAGGUGUGCAGCUGUGGGAGCUCCCUCCCCUCUGCCCGCAGCCCGGGAGUGAUUCCUUCUCCCAGCACCACAGGCACCGCUGGAGGGCACAAAGUGGCAGGGCCUGAGGCGCCGUAGCCCGCUUUUGCGCCCGCCACAGCGGCGCGUUCUCCCGAAGCCGAGUACCUGAGUUUGGCUGGCAGGAGGGCCCUAGAGGUGCUGAACUACUUGGAUAUCAUAAAGGAGAGGGAGAAGCCGUGA